GUUGAGUGUGAAUCGGCCUAAACUCUACAAAUUUCUCGCCGUAAAUUUCCUAUCAAAUUUGGCGUUUGGGAACUACGAUCUCAGAUUCCAGUUCACAAUGGGAAAAAGUAUAUAAACGAUCAGCAGCUUGACAGAGACUUGUGGAUUGUGUCAUCAUGGCGGAUCCAUCGAUGUUAAGCUUGUUUGAUGAAACAUCAAAUUUCUUGGAUGAUCUGACCAGUUCUGGAGGAGGAGACAUCGGGAUGUCGCUGGGAGGUGAUGGAGGAAUGAUGGGAGGACAAGGUAAUGUCAUGAUGAUGAACAACAUGGCGGCCGCGUCCCAGCCGCAACAGGGACAACAAGGAUUUCAGCAACAGCAACAACAAAUGCCGGGACAGAUGCAUACGAUGAAUCAAAAUCAACAACAUGGUUAUAAUCAGUAUGGUGCACAACAGACGCAGAAACUCCAUCACAUGUCGACGAAUAUAGCAGUCCCCAAUCAGACGCCCCAAGGGAUGAUGUCACCACAGCACUCUCAGUUUGGCAGUCCGCCGCCCACAAGCCCACAUGUCACCAGACCAUCUGGGCCAUAUUCCAUGUCCCCGAUGCAUAAUGGACCGCGAAUGUCUCAACCUCAGCAAAUGAACCAGAUGAACAUGAACCAAGGUAACAUGUGGAACCAACAGACGCAAAAUGGUCCGGCACAACCACAACAAAUAAAUCAGUCACAAAUGUUCAUCCAGCAGCAGCAGCAACAGAAUAUGCAGCCAACACAGAAUAUCCAGCAACAAAGCAUGUCACACAUGGUUGCCCCGUCUACAGGGUUUACGAGUAUGGCACACCACGAUUACGCGUUGCCUGCCAAUCAGGCGCCGACACAAAGACUUUCCCACUUUCCAGAGGCGCAGCCAAGUCCUGUCGGAACUGGUCAGCAGAACCAAUCCUUCAAUAUCCAGACUAUGUCAUCACCCCCUGGGACUAACCGACUAUCCCAUAUGCCUGUGAAUAGCAUGAACAAUAAUAUGAAUAGAAUGAGUGGUCAGAUGACGGCAACAACGCAAUCGUUCUCUGCACCAUCCCAAGGUGUAAGCCUCUUAGGUAACACGAAUUCUGGACAAACGCAGCCUCUCCACCAUACUAGUUUUCCGUCUGAUAUGAAUAUGCAACAAGGACAGUUGAAUUCGGGGCAGCAGCAAAUGAACAGUAGUCAGAUUCAGCAUUUCCAGUUCCCUGCUGUACAACCAAAUCAACAACCGAUGUCUCAGGGGGUGUCUGAGACAACACCCUUGACUCAUUUCCCGAAUACAAGUCCCAACCAGAACAAUCAGUUUCAUCCUCAGUAUGCAGGGAUGCAACAGCAAGUUCGGCCUGCUGCAUCUCCAAGACCAACGCCACCUCCCCCGUCCUUGACUCCAACGAUGCCAACGGAACGCCUGGCACAUCUACCAACACCAACUCAGGGAAUUUUUCAGCAGUCCAGUCUUCAACAGCUUGAGCAGAUGAUGCCCCAGAGUAAUGCCAGCUCAACUCAAUCGCAUGUCAUGCAGGUCUCGUGUGCUGGUCAGACUCUGAAUGUUAUCAAAUGUGCUCCAAACCCAAGUCACAGUCAGAACUUUCAAAAUGUGCAACAGGUAAGCUAUGCACCUGCGUCUGCCCAAAAGAUUGCCAUAACUACUCUAGCUCCUAGUGUAAAUACCGGUACUUCCAUAGCGACCCAUAUGGCUGUUCCAGCGCAAGCUAGCCAAAGCACAGCCGGAAUGCAAAAUUCCAAUCUACAAAUGCAAAAGAUGAAUGUCGAAAUUCAACAACUUCAACAGCAGAUUCAGCAAUUCUACAACAUGCAGCAGACGCCUCAGACACAGCAGAAGAUGUUGGAUCUCCAGGAGAGGAUGCGAUCGUUAAAAGCGCAACAGCAGCAGCAGUUGUUACGAGAGAGGCAAAUUCAACAGCAGCAGCAGUUAAUUCAACAGCCGCAGCAGCAACAACAAAAAGCAAAACAGAUUAUCCUGACGAUACAAAACCCGCAGCAACAGGCAAAAAAGCAGACUAUUCAAGUUACCAAUGUUCAGAAUCGGCCAGUGGUGGCUACCAGCACGCCCCAGGGUGUCCAGGUCCAAAGGAUACAGCUACGACCGAUGGCACCACAAAAUGUGGUUGUACAGCAACAGAAGCCGCUGCAGCAGCAGCCGACGCAAACUGUUCAUUCGUUACUGACAUCGACACCGCAGAUUCAGGUUCAGACUUCUACGAAACCACAGAUCCAGGUCCUUACGACGCAGCCACAGAAAUCACAACCUCAGAUCAUAAUUCAGCAGAAACCCAUGGCGCAGCAGAGCCAGCAGCAGUCGAAGCCUCUCCUUGUCACUCGGUUGCUGAAGGGCGAUUCCCAGUCUCAGCAUAUCAAAGUAGUCACAAUUACCCCACAAAAGACACUGAAAACUGUCAAGACCAUCAUAUCUACACCUGUGUCAACCCCAGAAAAGACCUCGCCAACCAUCAUGACUCCACCUUCAACAACACCUACCUCACAAGCACAGCCCCCUGUUUCUCCAGAGCUCAACACACCACCCACCCUCACUCCUCAGGAAUCCUCGGGUCUGCCGGAACCCAUCUCGCCAGCAUCCGAAUCAUCGGCAGAGGACGACGUCGACAUAGAAGCCAUGGAUGGAACUGACCGAGAACGUUUACUACGCGCACAGCAAGCGCAAGAAAAAGCUAAUCGCAUCGUCCAGGAAGCAUUAGCAAAGGCUCACGCAUCAGGGAACACAUCUGUACGCCUCAUACCGUCUGCUACAAUUGCUGUCGAUGGGGAGCUUAAGCCGGAAAAGGAGAAGAAGAAGAAGAAAUCAGGGUCGAAGAAAUCGAAAGAACCGAAACCACCCAAGGAACCGAAGGAGAAGAAGGAGAAGAAACUGAAAACACCACGGCCAAAGCCAAAAUCUACGAAGAAGAAAAAACCAUUGCCAACAUUCCUGAAGAAGAAGAAGACUAAUAAGCGAAAGACGGGUGGCAUGUCUGAUGAUUCUGAACCAGAACCUCGAAGUCCAGUGCAGUCCGACAAAGAUGAUGAUGAUUUAUUUAAACGGAGGUCUUCCCGUAACACUAAACGCAAGAAGUAUUUGGACGACCUUGAUCUACAGUUGACAGAUGAUGACAAGUCAGAUGGUGAUAUGCCAGGAGGGGAUAGAGGAGGUGCCCUGAAGCCACAGUUCUUUGUUGAGAAUCCUGCGGAGGAGGAUGCUGUGAUAGUGGAGAAGAUCCUCGGGAUGAGGACAUCGAAGAAGCAGAUUCCGGUCCUGAGGCAGGAGGUCCCGAAUGCAGAUGAGUCGAUAUCUGACGUCGAUGUAGAAGAAGAUGCAGAUGGAAAUAAAGAGAAUAAAAAGAAAGAGUUGAUAACAGAAAUGAUCGAAGUGGAGGAAUUCUUUGUCAAAUAUAAAAACUUCUCUUACUUACACUGUGAGUGGAAAGCAGCAGAAGACCUCAAGGACAAAAGGAUACACAUGAAGAUCAAGCGAUACAAGCAGAAGAGGCUCUCUAUGGGAACCUACUUCUUACAGCUGGAUGAAGAUGAACUUUUUAAUUCUGACUAUGCAGAGGUCGAUCGCAUUCUGGAGGAGUCUGUUACUACCGACCCAGAUACUGAGGAGACAGUGAUAUACUACAUGGUCAAAUGGCGUUCCCUACCGUACGAGGAUAGUACGUGGGAGCUCGAGCAAGACGUCGACAAGGAAAAAGUGGAGCAGUUUAAACGUUUCCAGUAUCCACCUGGAGAAGAGGAACGACAGCAAAUUGCUCGACCGACGCCUUCAGAGUGGAAGAAACUGGACAAAACUCGCACCUACAAAAAUGACAACACUCUGAGGGAGUAUCAGCUUGAGGGAGUCAACUGGCUGACGUUUUGCUAUUAUAACAAACAAAACUGCAUCUUGGCUGAUGAGAUGGGUUUGGGUAAAACAAUCCAGAGUAUAACAUACCUGCACGAAAUCUACGAUUAUGGUAUACGCGGUCCAUUCCUGGUGAUAGCGCCCCUAUCGACGAUUGGCAAUUGGCAGCGGGAGUUUGAAACAUGGACUGAUCUCAAUGUGAUAACGUACCAUGGUACGGCCCAGAGUCGGAGUAUGCUUCAGGAGUAUGAAUUGUACUACAAGGACGAAGAUGGAACUCGAAUACCUGAUCUUUAUAAAUUUCACGCCCUGAUCACCACAUACGAGGUGAUCAUAUCGGACGUGGAGCUUCUGAGCUCGAUUGAGUGGCGAGCGACGGUGAUAGAUGAGGCUCACAGAUUGAAGAACCAGAAGUGUAAACUGAUGGAGGGAUUGAAAGUGUUCGAUCUGGAACAUCGAGUUCUACUAACAGGAACGCCAUUGCAGAACAAUGUCGAGGAACUUUUCAGUCUCUUGAAUUUCUUAGAGCCGUCAAGGUUCAACAACUCUGAGGAAUUCCUGAAGGAGUUUGGUGAAUUGAAAACUGAGAGUCAGGUCGAGAAACUAAAACUACUUCUAAAGCCGAGGAUGUUGCGACGUUUGAAAGAAGACGUUGAAAAGAAUCUUGCGGCAAAAGAGGAGACAAUCGUGGAAGUGGAAUUGACCAAUAUACAGAAGAAAUACUAUCGUGCCAUUUUGGAAAAGAAUUUCAGUUUUCUGAACAAGGGAUCAGGGACGGCGACAAAUGUGCCGAAUUUGAUGAACACAAUGAUGGAGUUACGGAAAUGUUGCAAUCAUCCUUAUCUCGUCAAUGGUGCUGAGGAGAAGAUUGUUGAGGACACCAAGGAGAUCUAUGGUGCCGACCCCUGGCAGUUGUUCAUGGCGAUGGUGAAGGCGUCAGGCAAACUUGUACUCAUCGACAAGUUGCUGCCCAAGUUGAUGGCGGGAAAUCACAAGGUGCUCAUCUUCUCGCAGAUGAUCAGGGUACUAGACAUCCUCGAAGACUACCUCAUUCAGAAAAAGUAUUUAUACGAGCGUAUUGAUGGCAGAAUCCGCGGGAACCUCCGACAGGAAGCCAUUGACAGAUUCUCCAAGCCCGAUUCUGAUCGCUUUGUCUUCCUCCUGUGUACACGAGCUGGUGGGCUCGGUAUCAAUCUGACUGCUGCAGACACCGUCAUCAUCUUUGACUCGGAUUGGAAUCCGCAGAAUGAUCUCCAGGCACAGGCAAGAUGUCACAGAAUUGGACAGAAGAAAGCAGUGAAGGUGUAUCGUCUCAUCACUCGGAACUCGUACGAGCGAGAGAUGUUCGAUCGUGCCUCGAUGAAACUAGGUCUCGAUAAAGCAGUUCUACAGUCGAUGUCUGGCAAGAAAGAUGAUACUACAGCUCAAGCUCAGCUGUCUAAGAAGGAGAUCGAGGAUCUUUUGCGCAAGGGUGCGUAUGGUGCUAUCAUGGAAGAUGACGCAGCAGGUGAUCAGUUCUGUGAGGAAGACAUUGACCUCAUCCUGCAGAGGCGGACGCAGGUCAUCCAGAUCGAGUCAGAAGGGAAGGGAUCAACGUUUGCAAAGGCUAGCUUCAGUGUAAAUGAAAAUCGUAAUGAUAUCGCCAUCGAUGAUCCCAAUUUCUGGACCAAGUGGGCAAAGAAAGCCGAUAUUGAUACAGAAGUGCGGAAGAAUGAUCUGAUUAUCGAGGCACCACGUGCUCGACGUCAGACAACCCGCUUCGGAAAUCAAGAUCUCCUGGACAUGUCUGAGCUCGACACAACGUCCGACAGCAGCGCGAAUGAAGAUGGCGACGCAGCCGUUGCGCCAAACGGUGUGAAAUUAAAGGGCGGGAAGAAGGGGAAAGUUGGUAGGAAGCGAAAGAACAAGAAUCCAAAGAUCGACUUGGACGCAGAGAGUACCCCAGUCGAAGAUGGCGUGUAUUCGAGAGCCGAGUUCUUCAAGGUUGAGAAGAACUUGUUGGUCUAUGGUUGGGGGCGAUGGGACGAGAUUUUGUUGCAUGGACGAUUCAAGCGGAAGCUGCAGAUGAAGGAUGUACAGAACAUCACAAGAGCUCUGCUUGUGUACAGUUUGAAGAAUUAUGCGGGUGACGAGAGAAUAAAGGGAUUUAUAUGGGAUCUAGUCAACCCGCGGACAGACAAAGAGUUCAAAAACCACUCGGGUCUGUCUGCACCCGUUCCCCGAGGUCGAAAAGGUCACAAAGCGCGCACCGAGGCUAGCAAACUAGCUGACAAUCUGCAGAAUGAGAUGGCUAACUGUGAUAUUACUUUGGAUGCUAUUCUGACAGAUGAGGGCUACAAGAAACAUUUACAAAGACAUGCAAACAAGGUGUUACUACGAGUGCGUUUACUUUACUACCUGAAGCAGGAAGUCAUCGGUGAUGAAGCAGCAAAAGUGUUUGCUAACUACCCAGCCAGUCAAAUCAAUCUUCCUCAGCCGAAUGCUGAUGGUGAGCCGCCAAUCAUGUGGUGGGAUGAUGAAGCGGACAAAUCCUUACUGAUAGGCGUCUUCAAACACGGAUACGAGAAAUUCAACAUCAUCCGGCAGGACUCGUGUUUGUGUUUCUUGAACCGUUGCGGGCCACCAGAUGGCGCUGCACUCCUCAGGGAGCAAAACGACGAAGACGAUGACCCCUCCACUCAACAACUGAAUGAAAGCAAACUACUUCGCGAUGAUGACGAUAUGGAUGUUGACGAUGAUGACAGCAUAUGUCCUGGAACGCCAGGCUCCUCUCAGGGGAAGAGCAAGGUGGCGCCACCUAUAACAUACGAGACGGCUGAUGGAAAGCUACCGUUUCCUGGGCCGUCUGAGAUCAACACGAGGCUGAGGCGCGUGAUUACUGGCUACCAGCGUAAUCAUAAGAAGGAGCAGCUGAAGCUCCAGCAGAAGGAAAAGAAACUGCAAAGAAGAGAAAGAUUUGAAGUCCAGCUGAAAGAACGAGAGGUGCGAAAGAGGGAACUGCAGCAAAAGUGGUCUCGGCGGGAAGAAUCGGAUUUUUAUCGCAUCGUGUCGACGUUUGGUGUUCAGUUUGAUCCGCAUAUUCGGCGGUACAACUGGGAGACAUUCCGCCAGCUUGCACGGCUGGACAAGAAAUAUGACGACACGUUGACAGAGUAUUUCUUGGGCUUCUAUUACAUGUGCUGUCGCGUGUGCAAGAAACUGAAGGAAGAUGCGAAACCUCCAAACAAUCUCAUCAUUGAACCGAUCACCGAGGAGCGUGCAAACAGAUGUCUCGCAAGGAUCGACCUGCUGAAUAAAGUGCGGGAAGAGGUGCUGUUACAUCCUAAGCUCGAAGAGCGGCUGGAGUUAUGUCAGAGCAGCUUCGAUAUGCCUGACUGGUGGAUACCGGGCGUCCAUGACCGAGAUCUCUUGAUUGGUGCUGCAAGGCAUGGUCUUGCCCGAACAGACUAUCACAUUCUCCAUGAUCCGACGUUAUCCUUCCGUGAGAUCGUCAACAAUAAAGAUCUCUACAAGUGCAAGCCACCAAUGCCAUUCCCGAAUCCAUCCAUUCCAAAUGCUGAUCUCGACGACACUCAAGAUGGCAAUAAGCCAAAUAUUCAACCCAAAACUGAAUCGGAAUCUGACAUGGACGCAGAUGUGAAACCAGAGGUCAAACCUGAAAUAAAAUCAGAGAAGGAGGAUGGUGAGAUUGAAGAUGAAGACGAAGAUGGAGGCAAAGAGGUGAAGGUCAAACAGGAGGUCACGGCUGAAGAAAGUCAAGAGGUCAAGGACAAAAGAGCAAUGGAGGAAAGGGUCAGGGCCAUUGAGGCAAAGGUCAAGGCUGAAAUGAGGGCAAGGCAUGAAUUGAGGGACGAGUCAAUGGAUGAGUUUGAUGAGAAGCCACUGACUUCUAAGCCGGAAGGUUUUGGAUUGGACGGGUGGACACCGGAUGCUAGUUUGAUGGGUGAUGAGGAGAUGAUGGCACGGUCCAUGCUGAAUCCUGCCAUUCAGUGGCCAAAGGAUCGCGUUGUCUUCCAUCGCCUAGAACAUAUCUGCUUCUGCAUCGAGAAAGGUGAAUGGCCACUCACCCGCCGGCCGGCCGUGGACUCCAUGGACACCACACCUUCCGGAACACCAUUACCCAUCAUGAAGCCAGACACGCCUCUUGGAGACAGCAGUCGAUGUGAUACGCCUGAACUAUUUGCUCAAGGAGACGGUUUGAAAAUAAAGAUCAAGAAAAAGAAGCGUCGUAGGAAGCAGGAUAUUGAAGCUGAGCGAACAGCCCGGCUGCUCGAGUUGUAUGGUCACCAGGUCGACAGUGAUAGCCAGCAGGAUAGUCUGUGUGGAAUGAGGACACCCACCGACAGCCUAACCAAUGACACGAAUGAUGACACGGACAAUGACCACGGUGACAUAUCAAUACCGCGAGAGUCGAAGCAUGGCAUUGGACACACAAGGACACCUAUCUUCAUGGGUGAAGGUCAAAAGAAACGUGGCCGCAAGCGAAAGGUUGAGCGCAUGCCUGAUGAUCACUCAGCGAUGGCCGCAGCAGAGCAAGUAGCCCUCGCCAUGGCUCAAGCCACUGGCAAAAAACCCACAAUGCAUCGAGCUUAUAAAUUGACGAGUCUUGCACCUGAAGCAAGAGUUCCGGUUGUGAACAUCGAGGAUGGCUCGCGACUUUCUGGGGAGGAGGCACCAUCGAGGUUAGAGCUGGAGGAGUGGUUGGACAAUCAUCCCGGAUACAUGGUCGAUCUGCCUGAUGACCAGAUAGAACCAGCGGUUCAAUUUGACCAACAAUUCUUCAUCGACAAACGUAAAAAGCGACGACCAAGAUUGGACCCAGCAAAGCUUGAUCUUGAUAAUCUGACUGGAGAGGAAAAUGUUUCGGUUGUCAAUAAAGUUACUGGAAAGCGGAUCACUGGUGCUAAAGCUCCUCCACUCAAACAUCUGGCAGAAUGGCUCACACAGAAUGCCAACUUCUUCGUCGAUCCAAAGUGGGCCCAUUUAGUCAAAGAAAAGGGCAAUCUUCCAGAAGCCCUUCACAGUCGUAUACUCUUCCCAUCAGAGAAACGGCGGGGUCGUCCACCGACUGCAAGUUCCAGUGUGCCUCGAUCCUCGCAGAGUCCAUAUUCCUCCGCUUCACAGAUGAACGCCUUAGCGAUGGCCAAUCCUGCUCUGAUGAAGUUGGGAAUGGGUAUUCCAUUUGGUGCGCUUCCAAGCCUCGGGAUGAAUCCGAUGUUCAGUAUGGCCAACAUGGCAGCAUUUGGUUUGCCGAUGACAACUGCUGGUCCGACAAAAACAACGGUAACAGAAUCAUCGACGAAAAAUGACAGUUCCGACUCGGAUGAUAAGACUGCAAGUUCUGCAGGUUCAUUUCCGCUCAUGUACAAUCCGAUGUUAUACAAUUCCAUAAUGGCUGCUCAGAUGGGCAACUUUAGCUUACCUGCUAAUAUUCCCACCUCAUUUGCUACGCUAGCGCAGGCUCAGAUGCUUAAUGGCGCUGCAGCUGCGGCCGCUGCUGCUGCUGCCGUCGGCAAAAACAACUCUGAAAGUGAGGACAAUCCGGAGCAGAUGGAGGCGCAGGAUUUAUCAAUUAAGAAACAAAAAAAACAUUCGCCAAAAACGAAGUCGACAAAACACAAGCAAAAAGUUGUCAGGCCAGAGAAUGAACUUGAAGAGGGGGAGAUUUUGAAUCUUGCAACAAAGAAAAGACGUACUGUGCCGGAGGAAGUGAAAGUUGUACCCACUGCCACUAAAUCUGACAAUGAGGCGGACUCUGACGACCAGUCAUAGCAUUUACAACAAUUCAAAAGAUUUGAAUUGUCCAAUCAGGAUUCUUGUAACAAUCCGUGUAUGGACAGCUUAUCAGAUCAGGUGCCAUGAAUUGCUCAACCCUAGGCAAAUAAUUUAUGAGAAACUGCUGCAUGCUUGCAUUGUCUGCAAACAAGCCAAGUUCAUUUUCAUUUUGAUUUUGGGAAAUUUCUUGCAAUUUAGUAAUAGGCUUUGGUAAUGGAAAACUAAUAAUUGGUGACUCUUGACUGCUUGAGUAAGGGGAUACAGGGAUCACUUUUCCAGACUUUUGUUCUUCCUCAUUAGGAUAUCAAGUGAUUAUGUUGCUGUAAAGGUGGAAAUGUUUGAAUGCCUAUUUUUGCAUUAGUUGUAAGUUAAUCGCGGAAAAAUAAGUGGCCGCAAAAAAGAUUGAAAGUACUGUAACAUGGCUGUUUAAACGCUUAAUUGAAGGUACAAUGUGAAUGUUUCCACGAUUCACCUUACAGUAUGUAGUAAGGAGUCUUGUGUGGCCAUAGGAAUUUUGCAUAAAACUGGAUAAUCAUUGAAAUCAUGUGGCCGUAGGAGUUUUUGUAUGAAAUAGGAUAAUCAUUUUGUGUGUUGAAUGCAAUCAUUGCUGCUGCAUUUCUGUAAAAAUCUCCCAAACUCUGGACCUCAAAUUCACUGUGAUAAUACUGUGUGUACAUUUAUAGCAGGCUUAUGCAUUUUACAGCCUGCUUCUCAACAGUGAUAAAGACGAGAUUUUGCUCCUAGACAUAAAGUAAUUGGUCAUUUGAUGUGUGGUGUGUGACACUGGGAUUUUUAAAGGAGGAUUGUCUCGAGAUGGUGCUGGGAUGGCACUCGUGGUCCCCGCACUCAUGAAGUUGAUAAGAGUUCCUGUGCAGUGAGCACUGCAGAUAUUCAACCCGAAAGUGUGCACAAAAAGUGAAUUGACUGUGUGUGUAUCUUUUUCAUCCAAGAGGUUGCUGCCGUAGAGUAACUUUACCUGUAUGAACUUUGUGCAGGACCAGAAUUAUCUCGAAACAUUCCCAUUUAAGACAUUACCAAAAAAUUGUUGCAAAAUUUGCUUUUUACUAAUAUAUCUUUCCUGGUGAACGGCCAUUGUCUUUUUUCGGCUUUUGGUGAGGCACAUUUGGUAACCACUGGGACUAUGGGCUUAAAACUUUGUACAUAUGAAACACUAAGUAAAUUCUCUUCCGAAAACAAAUUUAUGGGAAUUAAGAUUAACAGAAAUCGGACAGUAGUUUGGUCCUUAUUGUGGUGGACUGUGUAAGAUGAACAGUUGAUGUGAAAAUGCCUGGAAUCUGAUAGAACUCUGACAGCAAGCAAUUGCAAUCACUUGUAAUUCAACAAAACAAUACUAGGGUGUGGGAUUAAUGCAACUGACAUAAAUAAACAUAUCAUCACCACUUUAAUGCCCAUUGUGGUAAAUUUUCUUUGAACAGCACGUUAUAGAUAAAUGUGUGAUUUGUUAUAAGGUGCACAGGUGUUCAAUCUGAAAUUGAGGGCUCCACGUUUUUCAUGGCUUGUAUGAUAAUAGGUGGCGCUAAAAGUGUUUCCGUGACAAAGAUGUUGAAAAUGGCGUGAGGACAUUUAUCGAGCUGUACGUGUGAUUGGCAUAAAAAGGUAUUGUUUAGGGAAGACUGGAAUGAAAUAUGCCUGGAAUAUUUUUGUGUAUGUCCUGAUUGAUUCUUGAUAAUAAUAAUUUGUUGUAUAUAGGA
Molecule: messenger RNA, 11350 nt
Organism: Lineus longissimus
Lineage: Eukaryota; Metazoa; Nemertea; Pilidiophora; Heteronemertea; Lineidae
Product: chromodomain-helicase-DNA-binding protein 8-like
Exons: 37
Coding region: 156-9635 (3159 amino acids)
Molecular function (GO): protein binding; ATP-dependent chromatin remodeler activity; ATP binding
Source: RefSeq, a predicted model, not a curated record